This is a messenger RNA of Penicillium paradoxum, 864 nucleotides long. Its product is annotated as MAM33 family protein. Lineage: Eukaryota; Fungi; Ascomycota; Eurotiomycetes; Eurotiales; Aspergillaceae. Bases 1 to 864 code for a protein of 287 amino acids. Gene Ontology annotation, biological process: cytosolic ribosome assembly. The transcript has 4 exons. Gene Ontology annotation, cellular component: mitochondrial matrix. The record is from RefSeq and is a predicted model, not a curated record.
AUGCUUUCCCUUCGCACCAUUUCCCGCUCUAUCCCGCGCUCCUUCUCGCGCUCCAUUGCCACUUCGGCUCUGCGCCCAGCGCUUCCUAAGCCCGUUCUCCAGCAGACCUGGAAGCAGGCUACCAAGCCCGCCUACGCUGCCUUUUCGACAUCUAGCAUCUUCAAGGCCCCUUCAUCUGAAGUCGAUAUCGACCUCCUCGCCAAGCUCGAGGAUGAGCUGAAGCACGAGAAGUCCUCUGACAUCCCUGAAUUCGCCGAGCAGCAGGAAAUCAUCGAUGAGAUUGUUAAGCACGGCGAGUGGCAGGUGAAGGAUGUCGCUGGCGAGCAGGAGGUUAUCCUGUCCAAGAAGUUCGGCAACGAGAACAUCCGCGUUAGCUUCACCGUCGCCGAUAUCCAGAACAUCAGCGAGCAGGAGGACUUCGACGAUGCCUCUCUGACCGACGAGAUGGAGUUCCAGAACCAGUCCCGCGGCCAGCACGCCGAGACCAGCGAGGAAUUCGAGCAGCCCGAGCCCAGCUUCCCUGCCCGCGUUAACAUUACCGUUGAGAAGCCCAACAACGGUGCCCUUCUGAUCCAGACUGUCGUCCAGGACGGCGUUUUCCAGAUCGAGGAGGUCUCCCACUUCGCUAAGGCUGAUCUCGCCCAGGCCCAGACUGCUGAGAAGGACUGGGCUCGCCAGAGCCUCUACGCCGGUCCUCCCUUCGAGAACCUCGAUGAGGACUUGCAGGGUCUCUGGGACCGUUACCUCGAGGACCGUGGCAUCAACGCCGAGUUCGCUAACAUGGUUCCCGACUACAUCUCCGUCAAGGAGCAGAAGGAGUACCUUCGCUGGUUGGAGACUGUCAAGAACUUCAUCGGUGCUUAA